Molecule: messenger RNA, 3429 nt
Organism: Asparagus officinalis (garden asparagus)
Lineage: Eukaryota; Viridiplantae; Streptophyta; Magnoliopsida; Asparagales; Asparagaceae
Product: importin subunit beta-1-like
Exons: 3
Coding region: 146-2761 (871 amino acids)
Biological process (GO): protein import into nucleus
Cellular component (GO): nucleus; cytoplasm
Molecular function (GO): small GTPase binding; nuclear import signal receptor activity
Source: RefSeq, a predicted model, not a curated record
CAAUACAAUUGGGCGUCUCUCUUUUCUCUCUCCUAGGGUUUUCUGUUCUCUGUCUAACCGCUACUGCCGCUGUUCGCGAGAUCUUCGUUUCGAUUGAAAUUGAUCUCGCCGCAAUCGAUUUCGUUACUGAAUCUCUUGACAGAAGAUGGCAAUGGAAGUGACCCAAAUUCUCUUAAAUGCCCAAUCAGUUGAUGGGGCAGUUCGAAAGCAUGCAGAAGAAAGCUUAAAACAGUUCCAAGAUCAGAACCUCCCUGGCUUUUUGCUCUCCCUUUCUGGUGAGUUAGCAAACAACGACAAGCCUGUGGAUAGCAGGAGGCUAGCUGGAUUAGUCCUCAAGAACAGUUUAGAUGCAAAAGAGCAACACAGGAAAAAUGAGCUCAUGCAAAGAUGGAUUUCCUUGGAUGCAUCUGUGAAAGCUCAGGUCAAAGCCUGUUUGCUCCAAACCCUCACAUCACCUGUUCAUGAUGCCAGGUCUACUGCAUCGCAAGUAAUUGCUAAGAUUGCAGGCAUUGAGGUGCCUCACAAGCAGUGGCCUGAACUUGUUGGCUCUCUCUUGUCAAGCAUCCACCAGCAGCAGCCUCAUGUGAAGCAAGCUUCUCUAGAAACACUAGGUUACUUAUGUGAAGAAGUUCCUCCGCAAGCUCUUGACCAAGACCAAGUGAAUAAGAUACUGACAGCGGUCGUUCAGGGCAUGAGUGCAUCUGAAGGGAAUGUGGACGUGAGGUUGGCUGCUACACGAGCUCUUUAUAAUGCUCUGGGCUUUGUACAAGCGAACUUUUCAAAUGACAUGGAAAGAGACUAUAUUAUGCGAGUUGUUUGUGAAGCAACUCUUUCACCAGACUUGAAGAUAAGACAGGCAGCAUAUGAAUGUUUGGUCUCUGUCUCAUCCAUGUACUAUGAGAAGCUUGCUUCUUACAUGCCAGAUAUAUUCAAUAUCACGGCUAAAGCUGUGAGGGAAGAUGAGGAGCCAGUUGCCCUUCAGGCUAUAGAGUUUUGGAGCUCGAUUUGUGAUGAGGAGAUUGAUAUUUUAGAUGAUUAUGGGGGUGAAUUUACCGCCGAUUCCGAGAUUCCAUGCCAUUACUUUAUAAAGCAGGCACUCCCUGCAUUGGUUCCUAUGCUGUUGGAGACUCUCCUCAAGCAAGAAGAGGAUCAGGAUCAAGAUGAGGGGGCUUGGAAUUUAGCAAUGGCUGGUGGUACGUGCUUGGGUUUGGUUGCACGGACUGUUGGAGAUGAUAUUGUGCCCCUUGUAAUGCCUUUCAUAGAAGAGAACAUAGCAAAACCAGAUUGGAGGCAGAGAGAGGCAGCAACAUAUGCAUUUGGUUCUAUAUUGGAGGGUCCAUCACCAGACAAGCUAGCUCCAAUUGUCAAUGUGGCACUUAAUUUCAUGCUCACUGCCCUGAUGAAGGACCCAAAUAACCAUGUAAAGGACACCACUGCCUGGACACUGGGUAGAAUAUUUGAGUUUCUUCAUGGGUCGACAGUGGAAUCAACCGUGAUAACUAAUGAGAACUGUCAGCAGAUCCUAACCGUACUGCUCCAGAGCAUGAAAGAUGUCCCUAAUGUUGCUGAGAAGGCAUGUGGUGCUCUUUAUUUCCUUGCUCAGGGCUACGAGGAUGUUGGUUCAGCUUCUCCGUUGUCACCUUUCUUCCAGGACAUUAUCCAGGCUCUCCUUACUGUCACUCACAGAGAAGAUGCUGGAGAAUCACGACUUAGGACGGCAGCCUAUGAAACAUUGAAUGAAGUCGUUAGGUGUUCAACUGAAGAAACUGCUCCCAUGGUAAUGCAGUUGGUUCCUGUUAUAAUGAUGGAGCUCCACAAGACUCUUGAAGCUCAGAAGUUGUCAUCUGACGAGAGAGAGAAGCAAAGUGAAGUGCAGGGCCUUCUAUGUGGGUGCUUGCAGGUUAUUAUCCAAAAGUUGGGAUCAACUGAAACAACCAAGCAUGUCUUCUUGCAAUAUGCAGAUCAGAUGAUGGAUCUGUUCUUGAGGGUCUUCGCUUGCAGAAAUGCCACAGUGCAUGAAGAGGCUAUGCUUGCUAUUGGGGCCCUUGCCUAUGCUACUGGAGCAAACUUUGUAAAAUACAUGCAGGGAUUCUAUCCCUACUUGGAAAUGGGUCUUCAAAAUUUUGAAGAGUACCAAGUCUGCGCUAUAACUGUUGGAGUUGUAGGAGACUUGUGCAGGGCAUUGGAGGACAAGAUCCUCCCUUUUUGUGAUGGGAUUAUGACGCAGCUCCUGAAGGAUUUAUCUAGUACUCAGAUGCACCGAUCAGUGAAACCACCGAUAUUCUCAUGCUUUGGUGACAUUGCUUUAGCAAUCGGAGAAAACUUUGAGAAAUACUUGGCGUAUGCAAUGCCAAUGCUCCAGAGUGCUGCAGAGCUGUCUGCCAAUGCGGCAGCAAAUGAUAUUGAUAUGAUUGAGUACACCAACCAACUACGGAAUGGGAUCCUGGAAGCAUACUCUGGUACAUUCCAGGGUUUCAAGAACUCUGCAAAAACCCAGCUCCUGAUGUCCUAUGCACCUCACAUCCUUCAGUUCUUGGAUAGCCUAUAUACUGUCAAGGACAUGGAUGAUGUGGUAACAAAAACUGCAAUCGGUGUGCUUGGAGAUCUGGCUGAUACUCUUGGUAGUAAUGCCGGCACUUUGAUCCAGCAGUCAGUUUCAUGCAAAGAGUUCCUGGAAGAGUGCUUGUCAUCAGAUGAUCAUUUGAUUAAGGAAUCGGCUGAUUGGGCUAGAUUAGCAGUGACUCGGGCUAUAUCUGGCUGAUAUGCUUCUCUUAUGCUCUGGUAUAUAGUGAGUCUUGCAUUCAUUUGGGUCGUCCUGAGUCGAGUCAAAAGUUGGGAUUUUGCAUUUUUUGAGCAUCUGUUGGUCGGUGAGAUGGGGUUAUUGCUAACUUUGUGUCAGCACACCGGAGUCUGUUGAGAAGUGGGUCUGUGCUGGCCCGUGCACUGCCUCUACUAACCUUAAAGAAGGUUUGCUUCUCACCUUCAAGAAAAGGCCAUUGAUCUGUGGCCUUCUGAUCAAUUCAAAGCGUCAGCCAGUCUCUAGCCUAUGCAAGUCAUCGACAAUCUUUGAAAGGUUGGUUGUUUUGGAUCUGUGUUUUCCAAAAGCAACACUGGGCUCGAUAGAUUUUCCUCGGGGAAGUUCAUUCAGGUCCUUGUCCACCUCAUCAUCGCAGGACCGGCCGGUGCUACUCGUGAUGCCCUAUAAUUAUCUCUUUUUUUCUUUUUAUAAAAAUUUGGAAAUUUGUAAUGUCCUUGCAUUUUUUUUUCUGGGUCAAGGGUUAUAUGUUUGUACUUCUAAAUUUCAACACAGAAGGAACUACUGUAAGGUGCUUAUAUGUAUGCGUUUUGCUCCUAUGUAAUCAGGUUUUGUUUUCUGGCCUGAGAGUCAGUAUAUUUAUCAUAAUUUUCAUUCUGCUUAUUUGAUGAUUA